Molecule: messenger RNA, 1153 nt
Organism: Populus euphratica (Euphrates poplar)
Lineage: Eukaryota; Viridiplantae; Streptophyta; Magnoliopsida; Malpighiales; Salicaceae
Product: secoisolariciresinol dehydrogenase-like
Exons: 2
Coding region: 168-1001 (277 amino acids)
Source: RefSeq, a predicted model, not a curated record
UCCCAUUUGAGCUCGAGAUCCCUAAAACUAGGCUGAUAAAACACCACCCACCUUGAUCCACAAAAAGUUGUGGACCAGGUUUAAAGCUUUGCCUAGACAAGCUGCAUGACUUCAAUAUAAAAUCGUACAAGCUUUUAUCCUUUUUGUGCACGAACCAAAGGUGAAGGAUGAAAGGCUCUUCCUUGCUUGCUCCUGUUUCCAAGAGGUUAGAAGGAAAGGUAGCCCUGAUUACAGGCGGAGCUAGUGGGAUUGGUGAAUCUAGUGCUAGGCUAUUUGUUCGGCAUGGCGCCAAGGUUGUAAUUGCAGACAUCCAAGAUGACCCUGGCCAUUCUGUAUGUGAAGAAAUUUGCUCCAACGAAUCCCUUUCCUAUGUCCGUUGCGACGUUACAAGAGAAUCUGAUGUUGAAAAGGCAGUUAAUACAGCUGUUUCAAAGUACGGGAAGCUUGACAUAUUUUUCAGCAAUGCAGGAAUUUUUGGAAAAGGGGAUCCGCAAGCAUCAGCUAUUGAUUAUGAUAAUUUUAAGAGGGUCUUCGAUACAAAUGUAUAUGGAGCAUUCCUUGGAGCUAAGCAUGCUUCAAGAGUAAUGAUUCCUGAGAAGAAAGGCAGCAUUAUCUACUCUUCAAGUUUGGUUUCAGUAAUUGUUGGCAAUGUUCCACAUGCCUACACAGCAUCGAAGCACGCCAUCGUAGGACUGACAAAGAACUUGUGUGCCGAGUUAGGGCAGUUUGGGAUUAGAGUCAACUGCAUCUCUCCUGCCGCCGUACCCACCCCUUUAAUGAGGAAUGCAUUUGGAGGAAUUAGUAGGAAUGCGGCAUUGGAAAUAGCUUCUGCAGCAGCACACUUAAAGGGGGUCAUGCUUGAGGAGGAGGAUGUAGCACAGGCAGCAUUGUACUUGGCGAGCGAUGACUCCAAAUAUGUGAGUGGGUUGAACCUUGUGGUUGACGGGGGUAUCAGCGCGACCAAUACAAAUCUUGCAGAUAGCUUGAAGGACAUCGUUUAGUUAGGCUAUUUACGACCCAAACCAAACCCAAAUUUACAUUUUGCAUAAGAAUAAUAUCAUCUGCCAGUAGACCAUUAUUGUUCCAGGUUGCAUCUCUCCCUUUACAGGAGAGGUCGUGAGUCAGACCACAAAGAUGUUGUAAUUCGUAGCUU